AUGACAGGUAAUCUGGCAACAAAUUGGAAAAGGUUUUAUCAUGCGUGGAACAACUACGAAAUAGCAGCACGUCUGCGAGAUCCGAAUAACCCUAGUACAAAUAAAGAACUAAGAACAGCAACUCUGUUGACAUGCAUUGGAGCUGAUGCUCUUGAUGUGUUUGACGGACUGGACUUCGCGAAUGAAGACGAGAGAAAGGACAUCGAUGUUGUCGUAAGCAAGUUGGAAAAGUAUGGUAUUGGAGAGACAAAUGAGACGUACGGAUGGUAUUGUUUUAAUAAAAGAGAUCAAGAGUCACACGAAACGGUUGAUGCUUACUUUGCAGCCCUUCGUACUUUAGCCAAGACGUGCAACUUUGGUAAUUUGGAAGACAACUUGAUAAGAGAUCGUAUUGUCAUUGGUAUUAAGGACAACGCCACACAAAAUAAAUUAUUGCAAGUCUCAAAGCUUACUCUGCAACAAAGUAUAGAUAUAGUUCUGUCUUGUGAAAAGACUGCGAAGCAACUCGAAUUGAUGAAAGCUGAAGGUGAGCAAGUGUUGGCUGUUGGAAAAGAACAGUACAAAGAGCAAAGGAAGCGAGUUGAGAAAAGAGAUUAAGAAGUUGUGGAGCAAAAUUGUGACUUCCAAUUUAUGUUGCUGUGGUUUAUCAUCCUCCUAACUUUGAUUAUUUGGCAUCAGACUUAGUGGAUGGCUUAAUUGACGGCUGCGAAUAUAUCUUGUCCACUAACCCAAAUGCAAAGAUUAUCAUAGUGGGAGAUAUAAACCAACUUGACAUAAAUGAUUUAAUGAGACAGCAAUCGUUAACCCAAGUGGUAAAAAAGCCUACUAGAGGUGAAAACAUUUUGGAUGUAUUCCUGAUGAACUCACCCUUAUUAUUUAAGGAACCAAUUCUAAUAACAAGUCUUGUAAGAUCCGAUCACAAAGCUGUACUAAUUUUCCCCAGAUCUGUUGUGAAACCUAUUAGGAACACUGUGUAUAUUAGAGAUACCAGAGAGCAACACAAAGUGAAGAUGGAACUUAAAUUGAAACAUAACGAUUGGAAUAUUAACAUUGAAAAUUGUCAAGAUGUAUCUAGUAUAGUUCAUGAUUUGAAUGAUAACCUUUGGUCAAUGUUUGAUGAAAGUUUCCCUUGCAUAAAAGUAAGAGUCUCUUCAUCAAUCUCCAUCUUCUUAAAAUUAGAAACAAGAGUAUCAGGAAUGGCUCAGCAGAUUAUAUACUUCAAAAACGCAUAAAUGAACUUAUCCGUACUAACCAACGUAAUGCUGUUAAUAAUGAAAACCAGAAACAAAGCAUGGGAACUAGAGCAUGGUGGAAUACUGUCAAUCAGAUUACAGGCAAGAGCUAUCAUACCUCAGUUGGUUCUAUAAUUGAUCCUGAUACAUUAAAUCUAUAUUUCCAAGACACAAAUUUAGACCAGCAAUAUUCAAUGCCAGAGUUGAUGUCCAUCCCUGAGGACACAGUAGUUCCAACUAUAGAUGAAGAAACUGUUUUACAAUUUUUAUUAAAGCAAAAACGCACUGCCUCUGGGCCUGAUAAAUUUCCUCAUUGGUUCUGGCGAGACUUUGCCUGUUACCUUGCACCUGUUAUAACCAAAGUGUUUAACUGUUCAUUGAAGAAUCAAGUGGUACCCAUCUCAUGGAAAUUAGCUGAUUUAACGCCUAUUCCAAAACAGUCACCGGUUACAACUUGUAACCAACUACGACCUAUUUCGAUUACUGAUAUCAUCAUGCGACUUUUUGAAAAGAUUGUCUAUAAGAGCGAAUUAGCAAGCACGUUUGAAUCUAUAAUCGGUUCCAACCAGUUUGCGUAUAAGAAAAAUCAUAAUUCUUCCAUGGCUCUUGUUAAAUGCUAUCAUAAAUGGACACAAUGGCUUGAUAAAGAUGCAGACUUUGUCCGCGUUUUCUCAUUUGAUUUUAGCAAGACAUUUGACUCAGUAUCUCAUAAUAUUCUAUGUAAUAAGUUGAAAUCACUUAAUAUUAAUCUGUACAUUGUCAACUGGACUAUAAAUUUUCUAAGCGGCAGACAACAAAGAGUGAUUGUGGAUGGUGUUACUACACAAUUUUUGCCAAUUAACCAAGGCGUGCCACAGGGAACAGUUUUGGGACCUAUCCUGUUUUCCCUUAUGAUCAAUGACUUAAAAGCAGUUGAUCCAGAAAGAAAUAUUUUAAUAAAAUUUGCUGACGACAUGAAUCUCGGUGUUCCAGUUAGAGGUGAUCAAGAUCCCAGUACUGAAGAAGUGGACAACAUUAUAAAUUGGUAAACAGAAAAGCGGAUGAAAUUAAACUUUUCAAAAACCUGGGAAAUGGUUGUAAGAGGCAAGACACCUUACCUUGUGCUUUCGAUGAUUGCAUAUCAGGAAUUGAACGUAAAGAUUCGCUUAAAUUGUUGGGGGUUAUCUUUAACGAAAAUCCCUGUAAUUGGGAUCUUCAAAUUGACAACAUUUUACGUAAGGCCAAUAGUAGACUGUAUAUUCUUAGAAUUUGUCGAUAUUACGGAUACCCUAAGGAUCAGCUUUGCAUGAUAUUUCAUAGUUUGAUGUCAUUGUUCCUAUAUGGAAUUGAAAUUUGGGGAAGUGCUUUCCAGGAUAAAUACCUAAGUCGUAUAGAUCGCUUUUGUAAAAGAGCUUUCAAGUUUGGUUACACUACAAAAAAGAUUAAUAUGUCAGAAAUAGUUGCAGAUAGAGAUCACAAGCUGUGGAACUGUAUAAUAAACAAUCCGGAACAUUCCUUGUAUGAAUUACUGCCUUCGAAGUGGAAAAGAGUGUUACAUAAACGGGGACAUGAUUUCAUUCUGCCUAAGGUCCGAACAGAACGAUUUAAGAAAACAUUCAUAAAUAGAUGUCUUUUUAACUUUGUAUAGAACUGCAUACACUUUUCAUCUUUUAAUAUUUUUAAUACUAUCUAGUCCAUUGUUGUACAAAAUUAUCUAUGUAAGCUCGCACGGUUGUUGCGCAGUAUUUUCUAAUAAAGACUUAAUCAAUCAAUCAAUCAAUAAUCAAGUGUAAAUUUUGCAACAAAUCUCAUCCCAGAGAUAAGUUCAAAUGCCCAGCCUGGGGCAAAUCAUGUUCAUUGUGUAAAAGAAAGAAUAAUUUUGCAGCCGUAUGUAAUGCUCAACGAAGACCAUUUAGAACGAAAGUCGGUAUCGGGCGUCAACGAUGAUACAGACUCAUCGGAGGGAGAAUAUAUAGCUCUGGUGGAGACCAAAGAAGAGGUAGACACCUACAAACCAAGUGCCCCCUUGAUGAUUAACAAAAACCUAGAAAGUUUUCAACUUGACAGUGGAGCCACAGUAAAUGUAUUAUCUAAAAGGACACUGGCAGGUUGUUUUUGAAAGCCUAUUGAGAAGAAGCUGGUGAAAACAAACACAACCCUUGUAAUGUACAAUGGGUCCGAAGUGAAGCCUAUUGGAAAGACAAGGAUUCAAGUUAUUAAUCCUAAGAAUAACAAGAAAUACAGUGUAGAGUUUAUGGUUGUGGAAGAGAAUUGCAAGUCCAUACUCGAGGCUAAAGCUAGUCAACUCAUGAACUUACUUGCAGUUAACAAAGAGAACAUUUUUACUACUGAGUCAAAUGUCAAAGAUGUACCCAAGUUUAUCACCAAACGGCAUCUCAUUGAGGAGUAUCCAGCAGUGUUCCAGGGUCAAGGAACUUUUCCGGGCACAUUGCAUCUGGAGAUUGAUGAAUCCAUCUCCCCAGUCCAGCUCCCAACACAAAGGAUUCCACAGGCUGUGAAAGAUAAAGUCAAAGCAGAGCUCAACCGACUAGUUGAUGUGAACGUCAUAGCUCCUGUAGAUACACCGACGACCUGGAUAUCGGCUAUUGUGGUUACAGUCAAGAAGAAUGGUGACAUCUGAUUGUGUAUUGACCCAAAGCCAUUAAAUAAGGCUCUCAAGCGUAACCAUUACCCUUCACCCACCAUUGACGAUAUCCUAAUGGAUUUGGCCCAGGCUUGCUGUUUCUCAGUCCUUGAUGCCAAGAACGGGUUUUGGCAUGUCCCGUCUUGAUGAGCCCAGUUCCUAUGCAACAACUUUUGGCACUCUGUGGGGUCGGUACCAGUGGCCUCUGGCACUCUGUGGGGUCGGUACCGCAUGCCCUUUGGCAUAUCAUCCACCCGAAGAGUUUCAAUGUUGUGUGAAUGACAUCUUGUUGGGUCUCCCUGGAAUCAAAGUCAUUGCAGAUGACAUUCUUGUUUAUGACAGUGGUGCAACCGAUAAAGAAGCUUAUCUAGACCAUGACAAGAACUUCAACUCAAAGAGGUAAGCUACAUGGGCCAUCGUAUUACAUCGAAUGGACUAAAGAUUGACCCAGAGAAAACAAAGGCCAUCCGAGACAUGCCAGUCCCCACAGAUAAGCUGGGAGUGCAGCGAUUGCUUGGCAUGGUGAACUACGUCCAGAAGUUUGCUCCUAAGCUAGCUGAAAUUACUACACCUCUAUGUGAUCUGAUCAAGAAAGGAAAUUAAUUCAUAUGGGAGGGACAUGUACAUGGGAAAGCGUUGGAUGAAAUCCGGCAGAUCCUCUCAGAACCACCAGUACUGUGGUUCUUUGAUCCCAAUGUAAUGCCAGUCCUGCAGUGUGAUGCGUCCAUGAAUGGUCUUGGAGCAUGCCUUUUACAAAACAAUCAACCAGUGGCAUAUGCAUCAAGGUCUCUAACACCAACUGAAGUGCAGUACGCUCAGAUCAAGAAAGAGAUGAUGGCCAUCGUGUUUGGGAUGGAAAGAUUCGAAAGUUAUCUGUAUGGUCGAAACGUAAAAGUGGAAUCAGAUCACAAACCACUAGAGUCUAUUUUGAAGAAAAGCCUACUAAGUGCACCAAAACGUUUACAAAAAAUGAUGCUACGACUCCAGAAGUUUGAGCUCGAAGUUGUGUACAAGAAGGGGCCACUUAUGUUUAUGGCAGAUACACUAAGUCGAGCAACUCCCCACCAGCCUAAUGCCAAAGGACCAGGAGAGACAGAAGAAGUAAUGAUUAUGCAUGACACAAGAUCAGCAACAGAAAGAGAAGUAGAGCAAAUUGAUAUGUUGCAGAACCUAGCGGUAAGAGAAACUACUUUAGUCCAAAUUAAAGAGCACACAGAGGCAGACAGCCACCUGCAGGCGUUGGUUUGAAUUGUGAAAGAAGGGUGGCCAAGUACACUAGCUGAAGUUUCUCCAGAAUUACGAGUUUAUCACCCGUUUCACGAUGAGUUGACAGUACAGAAUGGAGUUAUUUUUAAAGGAGAGCGGUUGAUUGUGCCAGAAGGAUUGAGAACAGAAAUGAAAGAAAAAUUUCACUACAACCAUGGCGGGGUACAGGCUACACUUUAUAAUUAUUAUAAUUAAAACUUUAUUUACACACGGUAUUCUCAUCAGGAUUUAACAUGCAACAAACUAAAUUAGAUAAAUUACAAAAGUAGAACCACGCUAAAUAGAAAAUAUAAUACCUGCUUUUCAUGAGCGUCGUGUACUAAGCUAAUAUAACAAUAUAUACAAAGAAAGUUAAAAUAAUUUGGGCACAGCCCGAUCAGAAAUUUAUCAAGUUAGUUGCUUGCCGUAGCCCAAUCGGAAGACUGUUCCACAGCACCGCACCACUAUAGCUAAAGCUAUUCUUCAGAUAGAUUGUGCGAGGCUUGGGAACAGCUAGUUUGUUCUCAGUGUUUCUCAGCAAAUAAGGAUUAACACUGUCACGGUUUACAAACAUGGAAUGCAUGUAAUUAAUGAUUUAUAGACCAUGACAGCUUUUUUAAAUUGGUGCUGGGAUGAUAAUUUUUUCCAGCCAAGUUUCUCAAUUAAAACAUCAGCAUUAGUGUCAUAACUGGAGAAUGUUAGUACUCUCGCUGCACGAUUUUGCAGUUUUUGAAGUUUUUCAGCUAGGUUUUUGUUGCAAUUGUCCCAAACUGUGCAACAGUAAUUGAAAUAUGACUGAACCAAGGAAUUAAAAAUGAAUUGCAAUGUUGUGACUGGGACAAAUGAUCGAACACGUUUUAAAGCGCCAAUACCAGAAGCAAUCUUUUUUGUUAAUUCAUUAAUUUGUAUAUUCCAAGAUAUCAAGGUACACUCCGAGAGACUUUGCUUGUAAAACCUUGUCAAUAGGAAUCCCGUCUAUUUCUAAACAUGGAACUGAUCGAAAUGUGGCUAUUCUUUGUCGUGAGCCAAUUAGCAUAAAUUCAGUUUUGGAUUGAUUUAAAGUAAGCCUAUUGGCGAUAAGCCAUUUGUUCACAUUUGCAAGGUCAUGAUUAAGGUGAUAAUUUAUGUCGUCAAUAUUGUUACUUGCAAAUGUUAAAUUAGUAUCAUCCGCGUACAUUCGUGCCUGGGAGUGCUCAAGGCAAUUUGGUAAGUCAUUUAUAUACAGUAAAAAUAACAAUGGUCCUAAAAUAGUCCCCUGUGGAAUACCACAGAGUAACGUACGAUUGUUAGAAAGGUGACCAUUAACAUAGCAUUUUUGACUGCCGUCACUUAGAUAAGACUUAAACCAAUUACCCACAGCACCCCCAAGACCAUACACAUUCAGUAAAAUUCCAUGCUUCACUGUGUCAAACGCUUUCUUAAGAUCUAGGAAAACUACAGCAUUAACUCGGCCUUGGUCAAUGUUGUAUGCCCAGUUAUUGGUGGACUCAAGAAGCACGGUGACAGUUGAAUGUAGACAUCGAAACCCUGACUAGCUGUUACAUAGUAAAUUGUUGUCAAUAAGAAAGGCAUAGAUUUGAUCAUAAAUAAUUUGCUCAAAAACCUUCGCUACAACAGGGAUUAUCGAAAUUGGGCGAUAAUUAUUCAAGUCCCUACGCUCACCAUGUUUAAAUAAUGGAAUGACUUUUGAGCAUUUCCAUUCAUCAGGAAAGAUACCGGUAUUAAUAGAGCAGUUGAAAAUUACGGUAAGAACUGUAGUGACUGACAAUGACCGCUGACCACAUGGACUGUGUUAUGGGAAAAAGGACAUGUGUGAGGAAAAUGAUCGAACAGACUAGAAAGUUAUUGUAAAGUUUAUAUUCACGUUAUGUUUCAUUAUGUUCUAUGCAUGAAAUAGAAGACACAACAACGGCGUAGUCGGCAGAGCCCGCCUCCGUAAUCAUUCUUCAAGCAAUUUGAUAUCCUCAACUGACAUUCUCGAACAGAAACAAACUAUUUUUGUCGCAUCAAAGUCAAGAUAAUUUCGCAAUGGAUUUCGCUACCCCAGCAAAGUUCGACGUGUACGACGAGCCAAACAACGUGGCUCAUCGCUGGGAAAGGUACGUGAAAUCAGUCAAAAUCUAUCUCGCUGCAAAAGGGAUAAACGCUGCUCCACGACAAAGAGCAAUCUUACUUCACUGUGCAGGCAGCGACGUUCAAGACAUUGCUGAGAAUAACAUUACGGACACGGGAACAGACUUUGCAACUUUAACAAGGAAACUCACCGAAUAUUUCGCAGCCCAAAACAAUGUCGUCUUCGAAGGAUACCAAUUUCGCCAAUGUACACAACUAGAGGGCGAAAAAGUCGAUUCUUGGCACACCAGACUUCGCAUUAAAGCCCGAAUGUGUGAAUAUGACAACCAAACUGAUAGUAAAAUCCAAGAUCAAAUUGUCGCUUGUUGUUCUUCCACUAAACUCAGGCGUAAACUGUUGGAAACUCCAAACAUAUCCUUGCAAGUGGCACUAAAGACCGCCCCAUUCACUCGAAGCCACUGAAAUGCACGCUAAAGCCAUCGAAAAAAGCGAGAUAAGCGAAAAUAACAACCCAGAAAGCAGCUCCGAUGAACUCUCGAGUCUUCGUCAACACCGGAAGCCGAGCGACAAACGCAAAAAGGAACCGGACUGGGUCGAGCGCGCCCGGAAACAGGAACAACAACAAACUCGGAAAUCACCGUCACAUGAGACAUGCUACCGUUGUGGCGAACUAGGACAUCACAUAUGUGAUAAAGCCCGAGGCAAGACAUGUAGUCGUUGCGGAAAGAGAAAUCACUUCGCAAAGGCAUGCCGAAGCACCCGGGGGACCCCCACCCCGAUAUCAACCAAAACAAUGCUAGAAUGUCUCUCCUACUCAAUGGUUUCCCCGCACAUUGCUCAUUGACUCGGGAGCCAGCGUCAACGUGCUCCCCUUACAUGUAUACCAGAAAGUCAAAGAACUGGGUUCCAAGCCGGAGCCUACAUCCACAUGUAUCUACCCAUACGGCAGCAGCCAACCUCUCAAGAUUUUGGGUGUGUGUCACAUCACUGUGGAUGCAUUUGGCAAAAAGUCCUCAGUAGAAUUUGUCAUUGUCAACCAUAAGGGCACCACCAUCCUGGGCAGAGACACGUCCAUGGAAAUGGGCAUUCUUCAUGUGGGACCACCCAAUCACCAGAUGCACGGUCUGCACAGCCUAGCGUCUGAGCAGGAGAACACUGCAACCAAAAUCCACACAGAUGCAGCAGCGUCCAAAGUCACACCAGAUCCUCGUCACAGUCCCUCUCCCACAACUGAACAACAAAAUCCUAUCCCUGAACCAGAAUCAUUGCCCACGUUGUAUCGCAAGGUCUUCGAGGGACUUGGCCGUGCCAAAGGGGUUGAAGUCGAAAUACGUAUGAAAAAAGAUACCACCCCUGUUGUGCACCCCCUUUCACGCGUGUCAGUUCACUUACGAGAGGCGCUGAAUAAAGAGCUUGACAUCCAAGAGUCACUUGGCAUCAUUGAGCAGUAGAAGGCCCAACACCUUGGGUGUCACGUAUCGUGGUCAUCCAGAAGUCUACGCCAGGCGAGGUUCGGAUCACACAGGACUGGCGCGACGUCAACGCACACGUCGAGUGAGAGAUCCAGCCCAUACCCACAUUUGAAGAAGCCACAGAUGAAAUGGGUGGUUCUACCAUCUGGUCAAAGCUGGACAUGUUCAAGAGUUUCCACCAAAUUGCAUUGCAUCCAAACUCCAGAAAGUACGCUACCUUUUCCACACCAAGGGGUCUCCGCAGAUGUACCACUCUGGUAAUGGGAUUCACCAACAUUUCAGAAAUCCUUCAACGAGUAAUGAGCAUGGUAUUGUCAGGUAUGCCCGGUGUAGGAUGGAUUCACGAUGACAUAACCAUCUAUGGUCGCACGGUACGAGAGCACAACGAGCGUCUUGCCGCAUGCCUUCACCGACUGCAGCAAUAUAACAUCACCCUCAACAAGUCAAAGUGCAUUUUUGGGGUCGACAAAGUCACUUUCAUGGCCAUGCAGCUAUCCUCCAAGGGGCAUCCAACCUUCUCAACAGAAAGUUGACGCAGUUAAGUACUUUAAAACCCCCAGCAACGUAUCCGAAGUGAAGAGCUUUCUCGGUCUCAUCAACUUUCUCGCUCGAUUGACGCCCAACCUUGCCACGGAAGCGGAACCCCUCUGACGCCUCACACGCUCAGGUAAUAAGUGGAUCUGGGGACCAGAUCAGCAGAAAUCCUUCCAAGGCCUGAAGAACAGCAUCUCGCAGGCCUCAUGCCUUGUCUUCUUCGACAAAGAUCGUAAAACUGAGUUUCGAGUAGACGCCUCGCCUGUGGGACUGGGAGCCAUUCUGUGUCAAAUCCAGGGAGAUGGAACUUUGCGACCAGUUGCCUAUGCUAGCCGGUCGCUAAGCGAUGUCGAGCGACGCUACAGCCAGAUCGAAAGGGAAACACUCACCGUCAAAUUUGGCUGUUUGCGGUUCGACCACUAUCUCAGCGGUGACCCAGAUUUCACCAUCAUAACCGACCACAAGCCACUGCUUGGUCUCUACAAGCCCGGGUCCCGACCUUCUCCACGCAUCGAGCAUUGGGCGCUGCGCAUUCAACAUCUCAAUUUACGAAUUCGUUACGAACCGGGUCCAAAGAACGCAGCCGAUGUAUUUUCACGACAGCCGACUCCACCCUGAGCUAACGUCAAUCCCAGCGAACACGCAGAUACCAGAAUGAUUAAUGCCAUCACCACAGCGUCACUGCCACGAGCCUGCACCAUUGAACAAGUAAAAGAAGCCACAGCGAAGGACGCGAAGCUUCAAACAGUCCUCAAGUCUCUCCAGUCAGGCACAAAGACCUUGGUCUCUUUUUUAGCCAUCGAAACGAAUUUUCCUUCUCUGAUGGGGUCUUGCUCAGAAAUAACCACAUAGUUAUCCCUCUGUCCCUACAACAAAGAGUUCUCGAGCUUGCUCACCAGGGGCACCAAGGCGUAGCCAAGACAAAAGCCCAUUUGCAUACUAAGGUAUGGUGGCCGGGAAUGUCAACGGAGGCAGAAACAUUCGUGAAAUGGUGCCAGCCUUGUCUUGUAGCGACUGAGCCAACAAAACCUAGUUUCACCCCACUGAAACCCACCACCCUCCCAAAAGCAGUCUGGCUAUUGAUAGGGAUGGAUUUCGUAGGCCCAUUUCCCACCGGAGAAAACCUGUUGGUGCUAGUCGACUAUUAUAGUCGAUAUUCUGAAGUAGAAAUCAUGAAGCAUAUCAUGACUGCCGCCCUGGAACCGCGCCUUCAUCGAAUUUUUGCAUUCUACGGAGUACCUCAGGAAAUUGUCAUGGACAAUGCCAAAAGUUUCCGGUCAUCCAGGUUCUCUAACCUUAUGAGAGAAUUUGGUAUCAAGCACAAAAAAAUAACUCCCCGGUAUCCAUGUGUGAAUGGCGAAGCAGAACGGCUCAACUGCAGUAUCAACAAAGUGGUCAAAACCACAAUAGCUGAGUCACAGGACUGGCGUAAGGCCAUCAACGCUUGGCUGUUGGCUUAUCGUACCACGCCCCAUACAGUCACCGGUCAGCCACCAGCAGCAAUGCUGUUCGGACGAAACGUCAACGACAAGCUUCCAUCACUACAGCUGUCAGCGCCCAUAAACAUCAACCGUAGGUCAUAUCGACAGCACGACGCCAACAACAAGCAAAAGGGGAAGUGCUACCAUGACAUUAAGAAGAAAAUGCAGCCCAGCUCAAUUAAAGUCGGCAAUCAGGUCCUUAUCCGUUCGGAAAAGAAAGGCAAAGUGGCGUGCCAAUACGUUUCGUGUCACCGCCGUCAAGGGCGACUCCAUCCUAAUCAACGAUGGAAAUCACCGCCUCAUGCGCCACUCUACGGCUGUUAAGAAAGUGCCAAUAACCGUUACAACUGCCCCAGAUGUUGCAACAACACCUCCAGAAACAUUUGUUACUCAACGACCUUGUCGCUCUAUAAAACGGCAACCAGACUAUUACGGUUAUAGUUCUACCGCAUGAUAGGUUUCUAAUCCAUGAAGGGGAGAACUGUAGUGACUGACAAUGACUGCUGACCACAUGGACUGUGUUUUGGGAAAAAGGACAUGUGUGAGGAAAACGAUCGAACAGACUAGAAAGUUAUUGUAAAGUUUAUAUUCACGUUAUGUUUCAUUAUUAUGUUCUAUGCAUGAAAUAAAAGACACAACAAGAACCAUUUAGUUUAAUCUCUUUUACAUGUGAAUUAUUUUGUUUUCUUGAGGUUAAUUCAUUAAUAAUACCCCAAGUUUUUUUCACAUUACUCUCGUUUUCAUGAAAAGCAUUCAUAUAAUGGGCUUUCUUCGCAAAUUUAAUUUCAUUGUUCACAGAGUUGCGAGCUUUCUUAAAAGCAGCCCAAUCAUAAAUAUAUUUAGAUCGACUAGCCUUGAUUUUUAAAAUAUCUCUUUCAUGCAUAUGUCUUUUUAACUCAGGCGUGACCCAGGGCGACGUAGAAAGUCUUACCCACCUUGUCCGUAAAGGAGCAUGCAUUUCCACUACGUUAUUAAAGGUCGUUUUCCACACACGCCACAUAUCAUUCGGAUUAUUAUACGCCCUUAUAACGUCCCAAUUCUGUGAAAAAAUAUCACUUCGAAAACUUUCAGAGUUAAAAUUUUUAAAUUUUCGAUAAUUUACCGUAGAAUGACCUUUAUUGUGUAGACCGGUUGAAAGCUUAUGGAAUGCAUAUAUGAAGCUGUGAUCACUAAUACCGACAUGAGAAACACCAGAGCAAACAAUUUUAUCUGGUGUAUUGGUGAAUAUAUGAUCAAUCAUAAUUGAGGAAGUUUCAGUAAUUCGAGUCGGUUCACUUUCAAUUGAUGUAAACCAUAGAGCUCAGUGAUGCCUAUUAAUGAUCUCGAAUUACUCUCUAAAUCAGGCGACCCGAGAUCACAAUUUAGGUCACCCAAUAAAUAGUACUUAACAUUUUCAGCAUCAAGCAUGUCAAUAAAUGUCUCAAAAUAAUAAAAUUUAUCAACAUUCGAAUUUGGUGGCCUGUACCAUGUCGCAACGAGAAAUGGCUUAGAAUUUGGUUUUUGAAUUUGAAUACAUAGAUUUAAUAAAUCAUCAAUAGACAUGUCUCUACACUGUAUGAAAUUUAUGCUGGAGUGUACAUAAAAACAAACACCUCCAUACGUUUUUCCAUCUGCACUUCUAAAUGCCCUGUCACGACGUAUGAUUUUGUAUCCAGGUAUAUAUACAUUAUCGCUUAUUGUAGAAUUAAGCCAUGUCUCAUUUAUUGUUAGGACAACAAUCGGGCUAGUAGCAAGCAAAACUCGCAGCUCAUAAAUAUGAUUUACUAGGCUUCUCACAUUAAGUGCCGCGAGCUUAAACCCGCGCGAGGUAGGAAUAACGGACUGAGUAGGAUAAAGCCAAUCUGAAAUAGUUUUUGCAAGACCUAGUAAGUUUUGUUGUAAAGCUAAACUACCUUGUCUAUUUAAAUGAAGACCCCUCAUAUUUAAGUGACUUGGAUUCAUAUUUGAAUUACUUAAAAAGGGAAUUCUAUUGCGACUACAAUAGCUUUUAAGAAUAUUAUUAGUUUGAAUACUUUAGCAGCUAGGUCAUUAUUGUAAUUUCUUACCAGAAUAGCUGAAAUGCCAACGGCUGUACAUGGUGAAUCUUCUUUUAUUUGUGUUACAAUGUUGACAAUGGAGUCUGCUAUUAUUUUCGGCGUAGAAUUGUUCCGACGUGUAAGAUCAUCUUGUCCGGUGACCUUCUUGUCAAUGGCUUGACAAAAUCCUCCAUAUCUGAGACUGUUGCUCCAGGGAACUGCUUUACAAUAAAAUGGUGAUUAGGAUUGUCAGCACUCAGUUUCGGACCAAUAGUAUUUUUAACAAUUGAGUCCCCUGCAAUAACAACUGUUUUCUUGCCUUGCCCUGUUGAUUUAGAACUAGAGGUGUUCACAAUACCACCAGAAGUAUCUACAUCUGCAGUUUGUUGGCUGGAAUUUUGUGUUGGAGGUUUGGACUUAGAUUUCUUUCCCUUCUUUUUACGAUUUUUCCCAGUACUAGCUUCGGUGUUAACUCUUUUGCAUCACAACCCAGUCUCAUCGAUCUCGAGAGAUCGACGGCUUCGAAAUUUCAUACCUUCGGUUUAGUGCGUGCUAUGAAGACAGAAAUACCACCAUUCGAUUCAGAAAUAAAAGAUCAACUAGUUCCAAACGAUAGUUAUAGCCAUUAUUAACAUUGUAGCGAUUUAUCGGCCUUUGAAAGUCCAACACGAUCAUAUUGUAUCAAAUUACGCAAUUGUCUGAACAAAAAUAUAGACUAGCCAUACCUUUCGCCGAAAGUAACUUCGGCCCCUUCGAACAUAUCGUCUUUGUAAUAGGCUUGUUAGAAUUCCCAUUAAAACACUAUUUAGAGUGUUAUUUGCAAGCCUGUAUCUUCAAAUCUGUAUCUUUUAUCAAUAUAUUUCCAUUUCUUGUCCGACUGUGAGCUCGAAGUGAGUUAAUCCCAACCGGAAAUACGACUGAAAACCGUCAAAACAAUGCGACGCUUAUAUCGUAUGACCCUGGAAAGGCCAGAAAUGGAUUCGCAAGGUCAAAUUGCACCUACACGCGUGAGUUUGACGUCAUCCCGGCUACAGGAGCUUCUUAUUGGCCAAUUAUUGCGCAAUGUACUCAAGUGCGAGUAAAACCCGACAUCUUGAAAAAUUCAAAAUAAAUAUUUCUAGUCGGCGUAUACAUACAAAACUUUCUACACGAAAGCGCUUGAAUACAAAGAGUAUUUUACACAUAUAGCCGUUCAGCAAAUGUCGAAAAGUUCAAGGGGUAUUCAAGAUGUUGUGUAUAUGAAAUUUAGAAUCUUUGGCCAAGCGGUGAGUAAAUAUAUGAUUGUUUUGGUUUGUGUAAUGUUCAGACGGCACUUGACCCCCCGUUCGAAAGGUUAUUUGGUGAGGAUUUCAAUGGUGGGUUUUAUUUAAAAGGGGGGUCAAUACUCGCCGAGAUAUUUAUACUAGAACGAUUGGGUCGUAAUAUGAUGCGAAUGCGUGUGACCGAAAAGAGUCAAGAUGCUUAUCGUUUGCGGGCUGAUUAGAUGAAGGUUUUGGUUGAGUGCUUCACUUCCCUCUAUUGUUUCGCAAACCAAUUCCACAUUAUUCUCGCCGUCAUUUUCCACAAUUGUUUUCGUGCACGUUUGUUGGCAGUCAUUUUGUAUUAAUUUAAGAGCUGUCAACAGGCUGCUCUUUUCGCUUUCCAGAUUCUUGUUUGCCAUUUUCAAAUCAGAUAUAAUGUAAGACAUAUCCAUGUUUUGUUCCCUGAGUUCGUCGUUCUUUCUAAUUAGCACAAGCUUAUCUUCCUUUAGAUCAUUGACUACGUUUUCUAAGACCAAAAUAGAGUAGGGUUUGUUCUCUUUAAUGUUGUUUAUCUUGACGCUGAGAUUUUGUAAUUUGUUUGUCACGUUUUUAGAAAAUCUGUCAAGUUUCGAAUUCAGUCGACUAAUCUCAGCGGAGUCGCGAUUACAGCUGGCACUACUUCCCAAGGGAUUAUGCCUAUUUGUUGAUUUUGUUUACAGAUUGCCAGACUUUGUCACCGAAUAUAGACCGAUGGACUCUUCAUGUAAAUUUUUUGACUUCAUGUUCAAUUCAUCGUGCUUUGUACUGGUUUCGGAAUCUAUACUGGCUUGUUUUUCAUCUUGGUUUUUCAAUUCCUUUGCAAUAUCACAUUGAUCACUGAACGAUUCUUCAAAAGUAUCAUCUCUGACAUCGUCAGCUAGCAAACUUUCAAUCGACCGUCCUAGAUCAAGAUCAGCAGGAUUAUCGAUUUCCGAAGCAUUGUCCAGGUCUUGCUUUAAAAAUGAAUGUAUUUGUUACAUCAAGUCACUGCCCUUCUCACCGUCGAAAUGAAUAUUCUGGCUUUUUGUUAGCCAAGUAACUGAUAACAACUUGCUGUCAAAUAGCCAUUUACCGCCACUGGGCGAGCGCCAUUUAGUUGUUUCGGCAGUUUCUUCGUCAAUCUCUGUGAGGACAAACGCUUUCAGAGUUUCGAACGAUCCAGUCCAAAUCAGCUUGCUCCUUUUAAUAUUAAAAUAACUGUACAAGAUGUUCGAAACGGUUGAGGAAGCCCCCAUCAUAUUCAUGUUUCAAGGUCUAUCCAGAGCACAAGAAUACACGUCUGCUCACUAUGACUGUCUGGAUUUGAUUGCACAAUAGUUAUGGAUUUUUUAAUUUCCUCAUUCAUUACUAUUUCAAUUUCACUAACUGAUUUGCCCGAGUAAAACACAUUUGUGUCAUGAGCAAAUAUUUGGAAGCAUAGCUUUUUUGAACAGUUGGGCAUAUCAUUUAUAUACAGCUGUAAAGGAUCGGACUUUGAAAGCGGCUGAGUUUACUGAACCGUCCCGAUAAACUCGGCGAAACAAACCAACAACAAUGCAUAGACCUUUCGUGGUCUAUGUCACAAACGCAUAGACUCUUCGUGGUCUAUAGUCUUCCUGUAUGUUAAACGUAUAUUUAUCCAGGACAGUACGUAAAAACUAAAAUAACAAUAAUUACAAGUCAUCAAUCUAUCUACUUCGCUAUACAUUACAAUUAUAAAUUACUACAGUAUAUUAUUAUAUAAACGUACCUCUGUCCCCGCAGAUCCCCUUUUAUGAACUCUUUGUUAAUAACUCUCGUUUAUAUCACCGUUCGAUCUCGGUGCGCUCUAACUAUAACUACACAAUUCAAAAUUCUACCUACUAAUCUUUUUUGGGUUAAUUAUUUAUUCAUGCAUAUCUUAUCAUAAACUAUUUAGAAUAAUUAAACUAAUUAGAAGUCAAUUCUUAACAUGGCUCCUCUAAAUUGUAUAGCAAUUUAACUAUUUAAAAUUAAAACUUAUCGUUUAUUGACGUCAACAGUUUACCACUCGUCAUUAUGAUCCUGGCUUUACACAUGGCUCCUUGUCGGGGACUCCCCGGUCUUCAUACUCAUCUCUGGACAGGAGGAGAACCAAUUUCUGAACAGGUCGAUCUAAAUAGGAAAUAGGUCGUUUUCGUCUUCCUUGGUCAUCUAAAGUACUGUCAGCUAAGGCGAUUUUGACCUUUUGAACGAGUCCGUCAUUCUCGGGAUAUGUCUCAAUAUCCUUGACAUAUCAAUAUGGGAUAUAUCCUUGACAAUGACCACAUCUCCAAUCUUAAGAUUCUUUCGGGGACGCAUCCAUUUUUGCCGUACUUGUAAGGAUUGAAUAAAUUAGUUUCUCCAACGGUACCAAAACUUGUUAACCAGAUACUGAACCCGACGCCAUCUUUUUCUCGAAUAAGUGUUGGCACCCUGAAAGUUUCCAGGAGGAGGUAGAAUGACUUUGCUCUUCAUUGUCAGUAAGUGGUUGGGGGUUAGAGGUUCAAGGUGGUCUGGAUUUUCAGUGGUAAGUGGUCGGCUGUUUACAAUCGCUUCGGCUUCCACCAUAAAGGUUUGCAAUGACUCGUCGUCCACAAUGGUUCCAUGGUUGUCCAGUAAAACUGUCAAAACGUUUCGUAUUUGACGCUCCCAGACACCACCCAUGUGACUCGCAUGUGGUACAUUCAUUCAGAAUUCAAUCCAGUCACAAUUUUCUUCCAAUAAUUUCAGUUUUAUAGCCUCCUGAUUCAUUUCGGUUAGUGCUUCUUUCAGUUCAUUCUUGCAGCCAACAAAGUUAGUACCUCAAUCUGAUCUCAGGUGCCGCACUGGACCCCGACGUCCAAUAAACCGACGAUAGGCGUUUAAAAAGGAACUAGUAUCCAGACUGUUGGCUGUCUCUAAAUGAAUGGCUCGUGAUGCUAAACAAGUGAAUAAGACUCCAUAUCUCUUAACUUGUCGGCAUCCUUCUUUAAUUAGCCAAGGUCCAAAAUAGUCGACCAUGCUGUAAGCGAAGGGUGGAGCAGGAUCCAGACGAUCUGCUGGCAGAUCUGCCAUUUCUGUUCCUGCAAUGAACCACAAAGUUUUCUGCAUUUUAUGCACUUUGAAAUGUGACUGGCGACGGCUGAUCGUCCACCGAUGAUCCAGAAUCCGGACUAUCUGAUGUUGUUAUGCGUCAUUCCGCGUCCUUGGUGUGCAACCUUCUGAUGAUGGUGACAGAUAACUAACUCGGUCACAUGGCCUUUUCUUGGAAGGAUACAUGGGUGCUUAACGUUCUCAGGAAUACUUGCACGUCUGAAUCGGCCACCCACACGCAGAAUACCAUCCUUACCAAGGAACGGAUCUAGUUGAUAAAUUGAAUUCGAUUUUUUCACAGUUUUUCUGACUUGGUUUCGAAGUGGGUGAUCUGUGGGUGAUCUGAAUGAUUUGUCCUGAUGAUUUCGCUUUCAGCAUCCUGGAGUUCAUCAACGUUUACUGGCUUGUAGGACAACUUUUCUUGCCUGGUAGCCUUGAUGCCUUUUAUUCACUAGUUGUUUCAAAUCUUUACUAAUGGGAUUUGUUUGUCCGUCAUGUUCGAUUUCUUUCCGCUCCGGCUUGUUACCAUCGGAGGCUGAUGAACUGUUCCGACGCAGCUGAUUUGUAAGGCUCUUUCUAAGACCUUAACGAAAUAGCUCUCUUGGCUUGAUACCAACUAGAAAACGACGCAAACGUUCUUCAACGUCUGCUAGUUCCUUGACCUCAGUGACAAGUGAGGAAGUCUUUUUCACUUCAGGUCAUCUGGAGAAACAGCAACUGUGUUCUCGAUUACACCUCUCUUUGUGUCAAAGUUGGUCCAAAGAAAAUCGGGUCCAUGCCACCACUCUUUCUUGUCAAUUAAGUCUUGGGCAUAAAGACCACGGGAAGCAUAAUCAGCUGGAUUUUCAUUCGACUCUACAUAUCUCCAUUGAGCAAGUGAAGUGAGGUCACGAAUCUGUUCAAUUCUGUUUGCGACGAAACGACGCGCACUGUUCAAAAUGUACCCAAGUACGACUUUACUAUCGGACCAAAAGAACUCAUUGACUUGCUCAUACUCUAACUCCCUUUUCAAUAACACCCGACUUUUGCCGUCACCAACGCAGCAGUAAGCUCUAAACGAGGAAUUGUUACAAGCUUCAACAGUGCCACUCGAGAUUUCGCCAAUACCAACAAAUAAUGAAUCCGACCCAGAUGAUCAACAAGCCUCAAAUAGGAACACUGUCCGUAACCAAUUUCACUUGUGUCCAAGAAGUUAUGCAUUUCCACUACUUUGAUUUCUCCAAAGUCGACUGGUACAUAGCAACAAGGGAUAUUUAGUUUUGCUAAGAGUACUACGUCAUUUCUCCAUCUUUCCCAUCUCGACAACAGAUAAUCUGGAAUCUUGUCAUCCCAAUUCGCUCCAUCUCUACAUAACUGAUGAAGGAUUCUCUUUCCAAUUAGCACAAAUGGAGCAAGGGGAACACAGAACUCACUGUUGAUAAGAUGCCUCUUCUUGUAAGUGGUUGGUCAGCCAAUUCAAUCCGAAAUUUAAGAGUAUCAGAUUCCACGCACCAUUGGACUCCCAGGGUUCUCUCAAUUGGAAGGGCAUCACAAGUUGGAUCCAGGUCUUGAAUGCCUUUCGCGCGUUCUUCGGGGGGAAUUGCUUCAAUGACUUCCUCAUAAGCUGCCUAAAAUAGGCAAUUGCUUUGCGCAAAUUUGUCAAAACACGCGUGCUAUCGUGUUAAUGUGUUUACCUCGAUACCAGUUUCCUGAUAAACGCGCGCCAUUGCUUAACUAAAUAACACAGGUUUUUUUCGCUUAAAAUCAAGAGUUUAAAUAGUACCAAUGUCGAAGAAAAAACGCAUCGGAGGUCUCUUCGAUAUUGACAAUGCAAGGAAGAGAGUGAGCGAAGAAAAUGAUUGUGUGAAGCGAGUUAAAGACCAAAUCGAAGCGCUUCAACAAUUUGAUCUCGCCGACAUGCUGUUGUCAAAAGGUCUAAAUUUAACGGAGUCGGAAACGCUUCAACUUCUUUCUGCCAAGAUGACCUUUCAAGGUGUAUGUAUUCUUAGGAAAGCUAUCAAACAUAUUCCAUCAAAUGUGAAGAGAAUGACGGCGGGUCAGUCCUUACGAGCAAAUUUGAUAUGGGAUAUGUUUAAUGCAUUAUGCCUCUCCACCAACUGCCAGCCUUUACUAAAGCCUUCUGUUGAUCAGCUUUCGAGCUAUACACUAAUUUUGGAACGCUGGUGUUCGUCUUUCCUUGCCCUCGAAGAUUUGACGAAGCAUGUAAGUGAAACAUAUAUUUCACCGCCGCUUUCCUCGUGCAUUAGAUGCGACAAACUCCUCACGAUGCAUAACCUCCCGUCAAAGGCAACUUUGUAUACCCUGGAUGGCCCUGUUCUUUGCGCGAAGGUCUCUCUUGAGUGCAAGAAUUGCCUUAUUCGUUUUGGAGUGUGCAAUUACAGCGACGAAAUUGGGACACAUCUGUAUCCAGCAGACGUAGAGAACCACAAUCGUUUGGUAGAAGUGAGCAAUGUUACAUACUUCGACAUCGCCUUGUACCGCUGGAUUCCAUCAUUGAGGUAAUUUCAAAUUCUAAAGUUUACUUUGUAAAAUCCAAAAUGUAUCCACUAUAUAGUUUAUAAUAUGAAUGAUUUAAUACUGAGGGAUUUAACUUUUGUUUUUAGCAACCACAGUUGGGUGUCGUUUAGCGGCUUCUCUGAGGCUUACAAUGAAAUUUUUCAACAGCAGAUAGACUCUUUUGCUUUCCGCUUAGAAGGUAUGUUGUAUUAUUAAUCUCGAUUCUGCAUUACUGCUAAUUUAUUUUACAAAUAAUAGCACAAACCUUAAUCCGAUCGCUUUCCACCUACAGCAAAGUUUAUAUUUAAUAUCCAAUCAAAAUGUCGCAGGAAUAUGAUUUUUUCUGUCUUGGUGUUGUGUACUCAGGUGAAUAUGAUAUUUGUGAUGUUACUCUGAGUGUAUAUUGCUAAUUUAUUUUACAAAUAAUAUUAAAAAUUUAAAUUUCAUACGACAACAAUCUAUUAAUUAAAGUAUAAUAAUAAUGUAACAACAACAAUAGUAUAUGAUUUAUUCUGUGCAUGUUGGUGUUGUGUACUCAGGUGAAUAUGAUAUUUAUGAUGUUACUCUGAGUGUAUAUUGCUAAUUUAUUUUACAAAUAAUAUUCAAAUUUAAAUUUCAUAGGACAACAAUCUAUUAAUUAAAGUAUAAUAGUAAUGUAACAACAACAAUAGUAUAUGAUUUAUUCUGUGUGUUGGUGUUGUGUACUCAGGUGAAUAUGAUAUUUAUGAUGUACUCUGAGUGUAUAUUGCUAAUUUAUUUUACAAAUAAUAUUCAAAUUUAAAUUUCAUACGACAACAAUCUAUUAAUUAAAGUAUAAUAAUAAUGUAACAACAACAAUAGUAUAUGAUUUAUUCUGUGCAUGUUGGUGUUGUGUACUCAGGUGAGUAUGAUAUUUAUGAUGUACUCUGAGUGUAUAUUGCUAAUUUAUUUUACAAAUAAUAUUCAAAUUUAAAUUUCAUACCACAACAAUCUAUUAAUUAAAGUAUAAUAAUAAUGUAACAACAACAAUAGUAUAUGAUUUAUUCUGUGCAUGUUGGUGUUGUGUACUCAGGUGAUAAUAUUCAAAUUUAAAUUUCAUACCACAACAAUCUAUUAAUUAAAGUAUAAUAAUAAUGUAACAACAACAAUAGUAAUAUGAUAUUUAUGAUGUUACUCUGAGUGUAUAUUGCUAAUUUAUUUUACAAAUAAUAUUCAAAUUUAAAUUUCAUACGACAACAAUCUAUUAAUUAAAGUAUAAUAGUAAUGUAACAACAACAAUAGUAUAUGAUUUAUUCUGUGUUGGUGUUGUGUACUCAGGUGAAUAUGAUAUUUAUGAUGUUACUCUGAGUGUAUAUUGCUAAUUUAUUUUACAAAUAAUAUUCAAAUUUAAAUUUCAUACGACAACAAUCUAUUAAUUAAAGUAUAAUAGUAAUGUAACAACAACAAUAGUGAUGUACUCUGAGUGUAUAUUGCUAAUUUAUUUUACAAAUAAUAUUCAAAUUUAAAUUUAACAUACGAUUUAUUCUGUGUUGGUGUUGUGUACUCAGGUGAAUAUGAUAUUUAUGAUGUUACUCUGAGUGUAUAUUGCUAAUUUAUUUUACAAAUAAUAUUCAAAUUUAAAUUUCAUAGGACGAUUUAUUCUGUGUUGGUGUUGUGUACUCAGGUGAUUCAAAUUUAAAUUUCAUAGGACAACAAUCUAUUAAUUAAAGUAUAAUAAUAAUGUAACAACAACAAUAGUUAUAUGAUAUUUAUGAUGUUACUCUGAGUGUAUAUUGCUAAUUUAUUUUACAAAUAAUAUUCAAAUUUAAAUUUCAUACGACAACAAUCUAUUAAUUAAAGUAUAAUAAUAAUGUAACAACAACAAUAGUAUAUGAUAUUUAUGAUGUUACUCUGAGUGUAUAUUGCUAAUUUAUUUUACAAAUAAUAUUCAAAUUUAAAUUUCAUACGACAACAAUCUAUUAAUUAAAGUAUAAUAGUAAUGUAACAACAACAAUAGUAUAUGAUUUAUUCUGUGUUGGUGUUGUGUACUCAGGUGAAUAUGAUAUUUAUGAUGUUACUCUGAGUGUAUAUUGCUAAUUUAUUUUACAAAUAAUAUUCAAAUUAUAUUCCAAAGGUCGUAGGUUCGAUUCCCACCAUGGCCGGGCAUAUUUUUCAAGCUCGCCCGUUGUGGAUAUACACUCAGAGUAACAUCACAAAUAACAACAAUAGUAUAAUCUAAUUAGCACCAACCAAUCAAAUACAGAUUAAAAAAUCUUUUGUCUCCUAGACCAAUCAGAUUUACAACCGAAAUACGGUUGUACGGCAUAGUUUUUUAAUUAAUAAGGUUUGUAUCAUGGCUAUAUAUUUAUAGGCCUGAGCGCAGGCACAAAAUAAGCGUUAUUUGUUAUUUUUUUGCAUAAGCGUUAUUCGUCAUGAUUCGUCACUCGGCAAGUACCGUAAACAGAAGCAUUCACCCCCUGGACAUCCGCCAUUUUUCAUAUUUCCAGAGGGGGGGGGGGCUGCUUCUGUUUACGGUACUUGCCUAGUGACAAAUCAUGACAAAUAACGAUUACGCAAAAACAAUGGUGAUGGACUUCUGUAUGGUAUUCUGUGUCGCAGGUUACAUUACUGCUUGUUUGACAACCUCGUAACUAUGGUCUUUCCUCUUGGCGAGGGGAGAAAAGACUGACCAAAACUGUAUUAGAAUUAACAAAGUGCAGAGGGCACAACCCACAUGCCAAACAGCAAUCAUGAGAAUUGCAUUGUUUGUUCAAACAUUAAGAAUUUUGCCAGCUACAUAAAUUAGGGUUGCUGCCUCGCUGAAUGCUCGCUCACUACGAAAGCAAUUAUUAAAAAGAGUGAACAAAGUUGUGUUUGCUAAUUUUAUAUAAUUAGGCUCUGUCGAUUUGAAAAAAACAGCUGAAGACACAGAAGACGCUGAGUGCAAUGUUGGUAUGUUACAAUGGCAUAUACUGUAAUAUAAUUUGGGUAACAAUAUUUGGAUUUAAUAGGAAUAUUUAUUACAGUAAAAGAUCUGCCAGUGGAUUUCAUCUGCAUUUAUUAAUUUAAAAAAGUUUACUAGAUUAUUUUUAUACCAUUAUUGCAUCUUGAUGACCCAUGCAAUACUGUUUUGUGAUCCAAUGCUCUAAAGUGUCGAUUACAUAGAGCAUUUUCAACCUCUGGGUUGAACUCAGCCCUGUUUACUGGGUUGAAAUGUCAGCCCUGUAUGUAAUACAAAACUCUAUCAAAAUCAAAGUCCAUGUGUUGUGACCUGAUAUCGUUCACUUUCAUUAAGCAGAUCUGAAAUAUUUUUACGGGAACUAACACUUUCGAACACGCUGAGUUCAAAUCCGAAAAGUUCCCAUUCCGUAGACCCGCAGUUUUUUCACAAAAUGCUAUUUUAUCUUCACUAAUUUUGCAACAAUUUUUUUCAUUGUUCAACGAUACGGAUCGAUGACGACACACGAUUAUGUCACUCAAAAGGACCAUAUGCUCUGUAAACUUACCACGAAGUGGAGAAAUGUGUGCAUGAGCGGUUUAUUUGAUGAUUUUGACGUAUAUAGAAGCCCUCUUUCCAAUAAUAUUCGCUUAUCGCACAGUAUAACACCAACUGAUGUAAUAGUUCAAAUGCAAUGAUAAGUUAUCUCUUGAAUUACGUGUUGGAAAUUUCAAUGCUGAUCCAUCACAUAUAGAUUACCGUUUUAUAUCUUUGUAUAAACCAUUUUGAUCGCAUGUAAGGAAUUAUUUCUCAGCCCAGAGACAUAGCCCAAAAACUUGACAUUAACGUCCUUGCGAUUUUAUAGAGAUAGAUCCAGAACUAAGGAUAUUAGAAGGAAUUAUCUGUACCUUCUCAAAGUUGUAGACAAGAUAUGUUGUUUACGUCCAACACGCAUAAGAUUGCAUAACUCAAAAUGAUUCGAGCAAAACCAGUUUGUUUUUUUAUGAUGACAUUUAUCAAGCCAUUGUGGAUCCUGCCUACUUUCCAGACAAUUUCAAUUAAAAAACACUUUUUUUAACAAAUUUAAACUCUUUUCAACUCUUAAAAGUAUAGAUAAAGUUAGGACAUCUAUCCAAUGUCAUUUGUAUCUAGUUUUUUGAAGAAAUUAUGUAAUUGCUUAAAUAUUCAAACAUCAAUUGGAGGGUUAUAAUAUUUAUUUAUACUCUAGGCGUUUUGCCUGGUGAAAUGUCAGCGAAAGUUGUUGCCAAGUGCUUUUGGCAUCAUGAGGUGGAAGAGGAGCUGAGAGAACGUGGUUUAAGGGAGGAGUGGGUUUUUACAAGUAACCAGAAUGGUGAAAACACUGGAACCCAUGAUGAUGUAAUGGAAUUUGUGGACAGAAAACGUUGUGAGGAACUGUAUCAUCAUGUAUGUUCUCCUAACUGCAAGGAAAAGGGUAAGAAUGUCUGAUGCAUAGACUUACUAAUUAUAAAAUGAGUUGUCAGGUUGGGUCCUCUCAUGACAACCAUGAAUGUUUGUUAUUUGGACAUCUUGAAUGUUUGUUAUUUGGACAUCUUAUAAAUUUAAUGUCUAAUCUACAUGUGUAUUGAUUAUUCUAAGUCAACCAGAACACUGCCAGAUGUUAGCUUAAAGUACAAUGAAUUUAAUAGCAUAUCGUAUGUAGUUUGCAUAAUUUAGAUUGUGCCAAUUAAAACUGGAUAUGCCAAUUAAAACUGGCACACUCAGGGACCACCUUAAAUGGAACAGAUAAAUGUUAACCUUGCCUGAGCCUCAUUUUAAAGAUUAUUUCCACUCAGGAUAUUGCUUUGUUGGUCAAAAUUAAAGGUUUACUGUUGUUUAUCGAAUAUUUAUAAAGAAUUAUAUUUAUUUGCCCAUAGCAGUGAGUGUGAGAAAAAACUGGAAAUUCAUUCCAAUUGAGGUGGUCAUAUUAAAUAAGUCUGUUUCUUUACCACCAUCAUUAUGAACAUGUGUCUAUAUAGUGUGUUUAAAAUAUAAACAAACUUAACUGAUUAUUCUCCCAUAUGUAUUUUGAUUUUGUGUAGGGUGUGGGAAACUCUACGUUGCAGAUGGAAACUGGAAACUAAGAUAUGCACAUUGCAUGUGGAAAGUUCCAGUUUCUGUACCAGAUUUUGGGAAUGUCAACUAUCCUAACAUUUGUCCACUUUCACCUAAACGAGGCCAUGCUUUUUGUGACGUCCAUUGUGACAAGGCAAAAUCCAUGGGGUAUGGAACAGAGUUAAAGAAGUUGUACGACAGUUGUGGAGUUGCUGGUGUAGAUAUUGGAGAAGGUAUAUAAUUAUCACUGCAAACCAUAAAAAUUAAGUGCAUUUCCAACAUUAAUUUAAGACCCCCGCCUUAGGAUAGUUUUACUGAAGUACAUUUCUUAUUCAUUUCUUAUUCAUUUCAGAUAUGAAAAACAUAAUAUUCUAACACAUUUAAUUCCCAGCUAUUGAGUAUUGGGUAAAAAUGGUUUGCAAAUUUAACACAUUUAAAGCUGGAAAAUAAUGUACCUAAAGUACACCAAAUAAACUACAGUAGGUGUGGAGUGGCUUACUUUUAACAAUGUUGUAUUGUACACAGUCAAAGAUAACUUGUCAAGGGGAAAGUAAUGCACACAAAUGGGUUGAAUAAGCAUUACUAAUUUGCUAUUGAGUAUUAGCAAUCCUAGUAAUUGUGUUCUAUUUUCUUACGUAAAUUUUGUUUGCUUUUAUCCUUUUUAGCAUUGGAUGAAAUGUCAAAACAGCCAUUGCCAUUGUUGUCUGGUAAGAAAAAUCUUUAUUUUACUAUUCGAGAAAUGCAGACAGAGUGGUACUAAAAUCUAUUCAGUAACAUUCUUUUGUAUCAUAUUUAAAAUUAGGCAUCUGGGAACAAUAGUAUCAAUGUCACAUUGUAUUGGGAUUAGCCUGCAUGCAGUUUACAAGUUCCUGAUAUUUUAAUAAUACAUUCGACAAUGACACAAACUUGUAGUCUGUAGCUUGUGUUAAAAUACACAGGGAUAGAAUUUGAAGUGUACAAUUUUAUGUUACGAUAUCAUGUCUCUUCUAGGCGCACUCUUAUAACCACAAUUUAUAAUAGAAAAUGUUGAUACUGUAAUAUUAAUUGUUGAUCUUCUAUAAUAUUCGGAUACAAGGGCAUAUGCACCUUUAUCUGCAGUGCACUUAGAUGCAGGUUACUAAAGUAGUGGUUAUUACCAUCAAAUAUUUUGGGGGUUUUAGCCAAUUAAAAUAAAAUAGUUUUUUAACCUAUAAAUGGUUUUUGCAAUAAAAUACUGCACUAUUCAGAGUAACAUAAUAUAUAUAUAUAUAUAUACUAUAUAUAUUGUACAGAUUCAUCACUUGAAGUUAUGGAAGAAUUAGAUUUAUCUACCCAUUCCAGAAACAUGCCAAAUGCUUCGACCUAUCAAGGUAAGUAACGUUUACCCAAUUUUAGAGCACCAAUUGUUAUCUUUGUUACACUUAAUUAAUUGUUUGUAGAGUUUGAUUACUGGCCACACCUACAGUAAGCCACAGUCAGUGAAACUGCAAGGUUAUAAUGAUUGGUUAUUUAUAUUUGCAUGUACUACCAAUUUUCUGCAAAAAAAUCCUACAUUUAUGGAAGAUAGUGUUGUAGAAAUGGAUCUUAAAUGUAAUAAAGACACAGGUGGAUUUAAGGCCUUACAUUUUUGGUCAAGGGGAAUGUUUUUCAUAGUUAGUGCUGGAGGUCAUAUAGAAUACUGGCAGCCACUUUAUAAGUAAGUUUGUCUGCGGUUUUCCAACACAAAGAAAGCUGGCAGGUUGUGUUAGUUGUGUCUGUAAUAUUACAAAUAUACCAACUUCGCCGUAAGGAUGUGAGGGUUUGGUUCAUGCAUGCAUGUUAAGGGUUUGGGUAAGGCACUAAGGCUUCCAAAGUUUGUUCCUAAUACUAACCCUAAUAAUUACCCCAAUGUUAAUUAAUAAUACGGUGAAGUUGGUUAGUUGGUAUGUUACAGACACUGGGUUGGGAAAGGAUAAACAUUGUUAGGUAAUGUCAUAGAAUAGUCUGUGAUCACAUAUAAGGCGUAAUACUCGAUGACAUCCACAUGUCAAUUUCCGCUAUAGAAAUCAUAACUUCUACCUUAACUCAUUGCCAUUGGGCCCAAAUGUUCCCUUUAGAGCUGUGCAGAUCCAGAAAGUUCAUCUCGGCUCUCAGGUUUCGGUUUUUUGGGGGUGAAACAACCUCUAUUCCGUUUCGGUACUUUCAAAAAUGAAAACAAAAACACUUGAAAGUUGAAAUCUUAAAGGUUUCAAUAUUAAAGUCAAAUAUAUUAGAUUCACAGAACUAUUGUCUCAUUUGGGGAUUACGAUUUUUAUCACAAUUGGUGAACUGAUAUUAAAAAGAUAUAUUUCAAUGUUUCGAAGACCAAGAUGCAAAAUUCCUUUCAAAAAUCCUUAAAGUUGGGGAAAUGUGGAAAACCGGUUAAGUUUAAAACUGGUUAAGAAAUGUGGAAGUACCGAUUCUUUUUCACGUGCUUGGUGCUGACUUUUGGUGCCAAAAAAGAACCAUCCGACGGAAUUUUUCAGGUUAACCGCACAGUUCAAGUUUCCUUUCUUGUAUUUUACUCUUAUCGCAAUGCAAUACUUAUACUUAUAUCUAUUAACAGUAGCGUUAUAUAUCAGUUAAAAUGAUAAUUACAGUACAUUAACGGAAAUUGUACUCUUCCCAGGUCAGAGUCCCCAACUCAAGCUUUCUUAAUAACUGUCCUGUGGCUCUACCGGAAGUUCAAAACACUCGAAGAAUUGGGACAUAGUCAAGAAACCAUCAUCAACGAAAUGACGUCGACAGUGCUGGCCUAUGACAACAUGUGCCACAUGGAUAACUUGAUUAUCUCCCGAAGUCAUCUACCAUUCCCUUACCCAUUCAACGAAAUGUGGCAACGGAUUGGUAAAGUAAUUGAUCGGUUGCAUCUUCGAAAUCAUGUAGAUGAGAAAUGUCACAAUAUAUACAACCCAGAUGACAAAAUUCCCAAAGAGUUUAACACAAUGGCAUGUGAACAGACAUUCGUAUGGGCUAGCAGAUUCAAAAAAGUUAUGUGUGCUAUGCCGCAUAUACACCAGUUUUUCUUCCUGCAUAGAAUGGUAAAAUACAGGAAUACAUAUACAGAAAAAUGCCACGUUAGAAGUAAAGUUCCUAUUCUACCAAAAAAGAUUAAGAUUUAG
This is a messenger RNA of Paramuricea clavata, 27590 nucleotides long. The record is from the annotation of a GenBank genome assembly. Lineage: Eukaryota; Metazoa; Cnidaria; Anthozoa; Malacalcyonacea; Plexauridae.